Messenger RNA from Ananas comosus (pineapple), 3073 nucleotides. Its product is annotated as mechanosensitive ion channel protein 3, chloroplastic-like. The transcript has 14 exons. Gene Ontology annotation, biological process: transmembrane transport. The record is from RefSeq and is a predicted model, not a curated record. Gene Ontology annotation, cellular component: membrane. Bases 336 to 2792 code for a protein of 818 amino acids. NCBI's taxonomy places the organism in Eukaryota, Viridiplantae, Streptophyta, Magnoliopsida, Poales, Bromeliaceae.
CCUCGUCGUCUCCGAUUACUCUCUCUCCUCCGCCUCCUCCUCCUCCUCCUCCUCCUCUCGCGACCCUUUUUUUCCUCUCCCAAUUUCACAAGCUUCGAAUAAUUUGUGAAAGCGGUCGAUCGUGCUCUCUCUCUCCCCCUCCCUCUCGCGCGCGCGCUCGCGCGCGCGCUUUGGAAAAAGACUUUUGGGGCUUUGUGUCACCCACUGUACCAUUGGUUACAGGAACCUUGGCUGGCAUCAAUCAAAAACUUCCAACAUUAUCUGAGGGUGUAAAGGAAAGAGGAUGAAAUUAGACUGCUAUCAGUACUGUUAACCUCAUAUACGCUCUGUUAUAAAUGGCUGCUGGAGCUUCCUUUCAUUUGUUCCAUGAAGUGGGGAUCAUAAGAAAGCUUCGCCGAAUAGACCAAUUUAAGCCCUCAGAAGUGAAGAGCUGGCGCCACUUGCCUAAUGAUUCUUUUUCUUCAUGUGCCUUGAGGCAGGAUAUUUGGAGCCUCAGUAUAUCAGAUAGGGUCCAUAGGCCGAUCGUUUGUAUGCCUUACAGAUAUAAUGCUCUGACGUGUCGAUCUUUUGCUCUACCAACUUCUUUGAUGGAGAGCCCUAUAGUAAAGUGCACCUCUUCAGCAUUAACUAGGUCAUGUAAGACUUUGCUUGCAAGCCCUACCGCUGUGCAAUUAGCUCCUGCAAUUGGAAUCAUUGCUUUUGCUGUGUGGGGACUCAUUCCUUUGAUCCGUAACAUCAAUAGCCUCUUUCAUAAUGAGGGUAACUGGAAAAAGAGUAAAGCAUAUUAUGUUUCUGCCUCCUAUAUUCAACCUUUGUUACUUUGGGCUGGAGCAAUGCUUGUUUGCAGGGCAUUGGAUCCAGUUGCUCUUCCUUCAGAAGCCAGCCAAGCGGUCAAAUUGCGUCUUCUGAAUUUUGUUAGAUCGUUAUCAACUGUCCUGGCCUUUGCCUACUGUCUGUCAAGCCUGAUUCAGCAAACACAGAAGUUCUUCAUGGAGACAAAUGCCACUGAUGAUACUAGAAAUAUGGGUUUCCAAUUUGCUGGAAAAGCUGUGUAUACUGCUGUUUGGGUUGCUGCUUUUUCUUUAUUCAUGGAGUUGCUGGGGUUCUCCACCCAGAAAUGGAUCACUGCUGGAGGUCUUGGUACAGUUCUGCUGACUCUUGCUGGUCGUGAGAUUUUCACCAACUUUCUCUCAAGUGUUAUGAUCCAUGCAACGCGGCCAUUUGUAGUAAAUGAAUGGAUUCAAACUAAGAUCGAGGGCUAUGAAGUUUCUGGUACCGUCGAGCAUGUUGGUUGGUGGUCUCCAACUAUUGUAAGAGGUGAUGAUCGUGAAGCAGUCCAUAUUCCUAACCACAAAUUUACAGUUAGCGUCGUGAGGAAUCUCAGUCAAAAGACUCACUGGCGUAUUAAGACCCAUCUUGCAAUUAGCCACCUGGAUGUUAGCAAAAUUAAUAUCAUUGUAGCUGAUAUGAGGAAAGUCUUGGCUAAAAAUCCUCAGAUAGAGCAACAGAGAUUGCACAGAAGAGUAUUCUUGGAGAAUGUUGAUCCGGAAAAUCAAGCUCUUUUGAUUCUCGUUUCUUGUUUUGUGAAGACUUCACGUUUUGAAGAGUACCUCUGUGUUAAGGAAGCAAUUCUAUUAGAUCUCCUCAGAGUAAUCAGCCAUCACCGAGCAAGGCUGGCCACUCCAAUCCGUACGGUGCAGAAAAUAUACGGUGACGCCAACCUGGAGAACAUUCCCUAUGCAGAGACCAUCUUCUCCCGUUCGAGUGCUGCCGCCAACCGACCAUUCCUUCUGGUCGAACCAUUGCGGAAAAUCAACGGUGAGGAUAAAGCCAAAACCCGUCAAACACCUCGUGAAGAGCAAACGCCAAAAACUAGUGCACCGCAAGACCCCAAAGUAAGUCCAUCGGGUAAACAUCAACAAAAGAAACCAAAUUCAGGAGAUAAUCAGCCUAAGAACUCUACAAAUGAUCCUCCCUCUAAGGAAAGCUUGGACUCCGAUACCAAGAGUGAGGCUGUAACUGAGCAAGUUGAUAUUAAUAGUACUGUUCCUCCGGUUAAGAUUAGGAGUGAGGGUGAAAUGGUGAAUGCCAAGAGUGAGGGUGAAAGGGUGAAUACUAAGAGUGAGCCCGAAAGGGUGAAUACCGUGGGUGAGGCUGUAAGGGUGAAUGCUAGUAAUGAGGCAGAAAGGAUGAAUACCAAAAGUGAGGUUGAAAGGGUGAAUGCUAAGAAUGAGGUGGUGAAUACUAAGGGCGAGGUCGAAAGGAUGAAUGCUAAAGGUGAGGCCGAAAGAAUGAGUACCAAGAGUGAGUUUGAAAGGGUGAAUGCCAAGAAUGAGGCGGUGAAUACUAAGAGUGAGGACGAAUGGGUGAAUGCUAAAGUUGAGGCCGAAAGAAUUACUAAGAGUGAGGUUGAAAGGGUGAAUGUUAUAAGUGAGUCCGAAAGGUCUAGUGCUAAGAGUGAGUCCGAAAGGGCGAGUGCUAAGAGUGAGGCUGAAAGGGCGAGUGCUAAGAGUGAGGCCGAAAGGGUGAAUACUAAGAGUGAAGACGAAAGGGUGAAUAAUCCCACAUCUUCAGGUGGGAGGCCCGUCUUUGAGGACAAUAUUGUACUUGGUGUAGCCCUAGAAGGUUCGAAGCGGACUCUUCCUAUUGAAGAAGGGAUGAGUGCAGGAUCUAAUUCAUCGGAUACAAAUGAGCAGGAUAAGACUGGGCCUUCUCCGCCUAUUAAGGACAAGGGUCAAAUUCCAGCCGUUCCUGGCCAAGCGAAGGUUGACCAGAGGGAUCAAGCGAGGUGAUCUCUCUGGUUAAGAUUUCGGCAAAUUGACUGACAUGAUCAUUGGGCGAUUUGUUGCAAUUCUUUUUUUUUUGCAGAUGCAGCAUUUCUUUGAAAGCCAUUUUCUGUACAGAUUGGUAAAAUAUGCUAUAUUUAGUUCAAAGUGUUAGUGUAUCCUGUUGUGUUUCAAUGGUGGAUACUGUAUCAGUACACUAAACUUAUCCUUGUGAUUGUUUUAAGGAGACUUUAUUUUGAUUUAAAUUUGGUGUUGCAUUUUGUUUUAGGAAUAUAAAUUUUAAAUGA